UGUAAAAUUGCAAUAGAAGGUUCUAACCAUCCUCAAUUUCUAUACUUGGUGCAGAUGGUGACAAAAAUGUGGGAACAAGUACUGGCCCAUGGACCACACUUUGAGUAGAGCUGGCUAAGACCAGGGCAACAGUAUUUUCUGGUUCCCAGUAAUUAUUUCAAGGGUGUUCUUAUGACCCGAGCUAGUCCCAUUCACCUGAAUUUUGGGACUUAAUUGAGAACACUGGGACAACAAUUCUCUGUUUUUCCUGGGUGGAUGCCAUCUUGGGACCCCAAAUCUAAAGCUGGGGCUUUCAAAUCCCUUAGAGGAAGCUCUAUGUCUCUAUGGAGACAAAAUGGAAAAUUCAGCCCCCAUCCUGGAUCAUUCUCUCCCUGCUACCUCAACUGUGGGCAAGGAAGGACAGGGAAUCCCAGCAAAAUCACCGCGUCCUAUCAACCAUGGGCUUGCAGAGGAAGUUCAGAAAAUGAAGGAUGGCAGACAGAUUCUUCAACCUAUCAGACAUAGCAGCAUAGGCAAAGCAAGCCAGACACAGACUGUACCAGCCAACAGAUGGCCCUCAAAGCAGCCUGCAAGGCAAGCUGGCACCAGGCACGAGCCAAAGGAUAAGACCGUAAAUCCCAGCGAUAGAGUCAAGAUGCAACAGGACAAAAUGGUGGUGAAUCCAGAACCUGUUUCUGUGCCCAAAGUGUCCAGGGAGUUAUUCAGGGUUGAGGAGCCAGAUGGGCGUCAAUCAAAACCUAGAGAUAUCUUGACAACCAGCCAGCCAGGAAGCCCCCAAAUGAUAAAUGUGAAUGUAAAUAAGGACAAACGUACUGUGACCAUUAAAAGCCACCCAGCAAACACAUCAAUUCCCCAGGAUCCUAAUUUAACAGAACGGCUGUAUAAGGAAUUAAAGCUUAAAUUGGAGCAAAGACAGCAGAGAUGGGCCCAGAGCAAAGACAACGACCUGCCCCCCUCGACUUCCAAGGCCUCCCUGACUCAUGACCAGGAGGACUCCAGUGGGGACAUGGGAGCUUCCCAGGUGCUUCACGUCCGUGUGCAGGACACAGGAAUUAGGAUGGAACAGCAGCAGGAUACUUGGGUCCCUAAGCAAGUCUUAAGGAAGCACCAGCACAAGAAUCUCCCACCAGCUACAGAGACAGUGAGCCCUCUGUGUUCCAAAGCACAAGAGUUUGGUGGAGGGGAUGCAGGGUUGGGGACAUCCCAGCCUAUAAGGAAGAGUUGCCCUCCCCGGGACGUGGCACUGGCGGAGAAGCCUGGGAGCCAAUCCUCCCGCACCCUAUCACAGAAAGGUCAGCCUCCCCCUGAAAGCCUUUUUAGAAAAAAAGUGAAGGCGAUUUUACAAUGGCUUAAUCCUGGCAGAAAGUGCAAAAGACAAGAAAACUCCCAGGAAAAGGGCAUCCUGCCACGUGUGCAAAGCAGAGGCAUGGUUCAAGGUAGAGCUGCCUUUACUGGGAUGACCGAAGCUCAGAAACUCAGGAAAGAUGUUGGGAAGUUCUUAGAAGAGAAGAUGGGGCACCGGCAUGCUACAGAUAGCGCCUGUCCUCAACAGCCCCUUCUGUCCUCAGCCAAGUUUGGGAAAACUCGGAAGGAAGCACAAGUGCAGGCCCAGGCACAGCCUGCCCAGGGGCCUCCUCUCAGCUACAGGGCUCCCUCCUGUAAAGAGAGAAAUACCAAGUCCUGUCACCAAGAAGCCGUCUUUGUGGGCCACAGCCAUUCUCCAAGUAUUUCAGGGACAAGGACAGACACCCUCAGGAAGCUGUGGCACUUAAGGGCCAGCUGUUGUGUCAGAACCAUCACCUGUCUGAGCCCCACAGGGAUCCUGUGCCCCACACAAGCCCCACCUGCAGGCAUUAAGCUGGCCAGGGGCCUCCAGCCACUCUCACUCACUCACCAUAAAGGCACGGUGUUCAGAGAUCUGUGUCUAUUAUUUAGACAGAAAACCCUUCUCCAGAAUUUCCGGGGGGGGGGUGGAAUUUCUCCCCCCAAAUACCUUGUAAAGAAUAUUGAUUCUCCUCAAUAAAUAUUUCUCUAAUAC
Messenger RNA from Neofelis nebulosa (Clouded leopard), 2038 nucleotides. RefSeq names its product spermatogenesis-associated protein 31D1-like. The record is from RefSeq and is a predicted model, not a curated record. The transcript has a single exon. Lineage: Eukaryota; Metazoa; Chordata; Mammalia; Carnivora; Felidae. The coding region runs from base 335 to 2023 and encodes 562 amino acids.